UUGAAUGGGGGCUGGGUAAGUAGAGCAAAUGCUUUGCUGGUGCCUGGCUGUCCGACUGCGAACUCGACCAGACCAGUAUACAGGCACUUAUUACUUUGUUCCCUCAAUCGACCUCUCGACGCUUUAUUUGAAAAAUGAAAGAAAGAGACCAGACCGGUAUACGGCACUUAUUACACUCUACCCACUUUCGAUAUAUUCUUCCAGAGCCCAUAAUAUAUAGAAGCAACUUGCGAGAAAAGUGCACCGCAAAUGUCAUGCAGGGCAAUCAGCUAGGCUUGUAGAAGUAUUGAAAUUUUCUUGUUUGUAGCCAUGAGUUGUUGUUGGUGGUGGUGGAAGACGAAGCCUGAUGGCACUGACACUGCGCAAAAUCUAUCAACAGAUCCUUUUGUUGAAGCUCCAGAUUUCCGAUCGUCGACUUCUCAAGAGCCAACGCCAAAGUUGGAAGAGGUUUUGAGAAGCUUCCAGGACGUGGACGUUGCAACCCAGGCCGAUGUUUUCAUCCUGGCCAUUAAACGAUAUCUGGAAGAAGCGGCCGCUCAAAAGAAUGCACAGGAUACGCCUACCGGAAGUUUUUCUAAUAAGGACAAGUGGCCAAACUGGGAUUCCUUUAUUCAGAGCGGAUCCAAAUUUCUAAAAUUUGUUAGCGAUGGUACCGAAAAAAUUGACAGUAAUUUUAAGGGUGACUUUUUCCAGUCAGGAGAAGCAACAAAAAUUAUAGGAGAUGCGCUUCAGCAAAUUGGGCACCUGCAUUGGGCAGUUGCAGGGCUCUCUAUUGUGGGAUAUCUGGUAUCCAGAUCUCAUCAAGUGUCUCAGAACCGGACUGAAUAUGUAGAGCUCUUGAAAGAAAUGUGUAUACUUGUAUAUCAUAUUAAGAGGUUAUACAAAUUUAUUGAGGAGAAAUAAUUAAUAAAAGAGAAAUUGAAAAAAGCAACGGAAUGUAUUGUUCAAGGGUCAAUAUUUUGUGCUUCCCAGUUAGAUUCGGGAAAACAUGUCACGUCGCAUCUUGAAAUCAUCAAUAAACUCUAGCGUUGUGAGUGAGAUUCACUCUAAAAUAAGCAACCUUCAUCAGGAGCUGCAAACGAAUACUGUAACAGAAAUGUUGGCGAAGCAGUCAGCUGUUCUUCCUCUAUCAGAUCCACACUUUCCAAAGGAGGCAGUUGGAAUCGAAGAACAAUUAGAAGCAGUAAAUACGUUGCUCAACAUGGAAGAAACUGAAGAUUGCUCAUCUAGUGCCGUUGCUAUUUGGGGUUUUGGCGGCAUUGGAAAGACAACUCUUGCCCAAGCUGUCGUUUCCACAGUAGGUAGAGAGCGUUACAACUAUGCUAGAAUUGCACUGGAUGAGAAUCCUGAAAAAAAUAACUAUAAAGCAAUGCAAGAGACAAUUUUGAGAAAUGCCUUUCCAACCUAUAGGGGUGGAAAGUGAAUAGAGCUGGAAGAUGAUGAGGAUGGUAAAGAUAAGUUAACAGAGGCUUUUCAAAGUGCAGGAUAUAAGCCUGUUUUUCUGUUUAUUGAUAAUGUUCUACUCGCACAAGAUCUGAGGAAAAUUCUGCCCGAAGACUUGGAAGGCCUUCCCCAGCGUUGCAGAAUACUUAUUACAGCCAGAAACAAGGGCGUCACAGAUGUGCUAAGGGGACGUGGCCUUGAGUGCAAGUACUAUCCUGUCGAGCCUCUCCUUGACAAUCAUGCAAUGGAAAUUAUGUGCGAGAACCCUGAAAUUCGUGAUCUCAUCAAGGAUGAUCUAGACAGGGUUGUCAAGGUCUGCGGAGGAAUUCCGUUGGUUCUAAAAAUAGUUGGUGCUCAUUUGCGCAAGCAGGAAUACAAGUCUGACCAUUGUACACAGAUACUGGAAGCUUUACAGAAAGGAGGGAGGAUCAAAGAAGAUGACCUCAGCAACCGUUUGUUUCACUUUGUGUAUGACAAAUUGGAGGUGUCCACACAAGAAGCAUUUUUAGAUAUCUGUUGCUCCUUUCACAACAGUCGGGCUGCUUCGACUGUAGAAUUUAUUGUGGGAGCUGAUCAACUGACGGUUCUUCAAGAGGUAGCAUUUUUAGAUAUCGACAAGGAGAACGAUAGCUUAUUUGUUCACGAUAUUAUUGGAUCAAUAGGACGGACUUUGCCAAAUUCGAGGAGAAUUUUUGAUAUAAACUCCUGGUGUGAAGCUGAAAAAGAUGAGACCAAACUCAAAGGAAUCAACGGAGUUCUGCUUCCACGUAAUGAUUGCACGCUAGAAAAAAGACAUCUUAAUUUGAUGAAGAACUCAUUAAGAAUUCUGAAAUGGGAAGGCAGAAUAGAUGUUGGCGAGACAGAGGCAGUGACAUUACCAGAGUUAAGAUAUAUUUAUGCACCCGGUGAUAUUUCUUGGGUGAAUGUAGAAGCACUUCAUAAGUUGGCUGUGUUGAAGUUGGAGAAGCUUCCCACUAAGCUCACAGGUCCUCUGAAGGCAAGUCCUAAAUUUCAAUAGUACGCAUACCUUCAUUUCAUUGUUAUGGCUUUUAACUCUUUAUUAUUGGUUUUUAAAGCUGCAAUGGGUUUCAUAUUUUAUUAAAGUUCUGACAAAGAAAUAGUAGCUGUGUCUGCUGUUACCAGAAAGCUUAAGGAAAAUAACACUCACGAACCAGCCAGAUGACAUGGGGAACUUAUUAAAGACACUGCUAAAUUCGUCCUUGCGGAUUUUAAUUCUAUAUUUUUCAGAACCAAGCGAACACUCUAAUCAAAGAUAAGAUACCAAUGAAAAGGCAGAUAAUUAUGAACGGGGAAAUAACAGCAAAAUUCCAUUUAAUAGCUUUCUUCAGGGUUUAACUAAGUUACGGACUCUUCGAGUGUCUAAUUACAAGUCUUUCUACGAGUUUCCUGAGGAAGUGUGUAGAUUACAGUAGUUGAGUAGACUCACAAUGGAAGAUUGUAGUAACAUGGAGCGUCUACCAGAAUCGAUUUGCCAACUUGCAACACUAGCACUUUUGGACUUGAUUGGGUGUUCAAAGUUGUCAGAAUUACCUGUUACCUUUACUCAGCUUACAGCCUUAACAUCUCUAGAUUUGUCUGAUUGUGAAAAUUUAGAGGAAUUGCCUUCUACUUUUGGCAAAUUUACAGCCCUAACCUUUUUAAACCUGUCUAAUUGUGAAAAUUUGAAAGAGUUGCCUUCUACUUUGGCCAACUUAUAACUAAAAAAGAAUUGGACUUGUCUAAUUGUGAAAGCUUAAAUGAAUUACCUUUUAGCUUUGGUCAACUUACAGCCCUAACAAGUUUAGCCCUGUCCUAUUGUAUAAGUUUGAAAGAAUUGCCUUCUACUUUUGGCCAGCUUAUAGCUCUAACAAGUCUAGACAUGUCCAAUUGUGAAAGCUUAAAAGAAUUUCCUUCUACGUUGGCCAACUUAUAACUCUAAAAGAGUUCGACUUGUCUAAUUGUGAAAGCUUAAAUGAAUUGCCUUUUAGCUUUGGUCAACUUACAGCCCUAACAAGUCUAGCCCUGUCCUGUUGUAUAAGUUUGAAAGAAUUGCCUUCUACUUUUGGUGAGCUUAUAGCUCUAACAAGUCUAGACAUGUCCAAUUGUGAAAGCUUAAAAGAAUUGCCUUCUAUGUUUGGCCAACUUAUAGCCCUAACAAGUCUAGACUUGUCUAAUUGUGAAGUCCUAAAAGAAUUGCCUUCUACCUUUGGCCAACUUAAGGCUCUAAUAGAGUUCAACUUGUUCAGCUGUAAAAGUUGAAGGAAUUGCCUACUGGCUUUGAACAACUUAGAUCUUUGAAAUAUAUAAAUCUAGAAUGUUGUGAUAACUUAGAGUCUGACAUUUGUCAGAUUAAUGCUAGCAUGAAAAUUGUAAGGAAAAGUGAACAUCUCUGUAUUGACUGUCAGAAGGACAAAAGUUUAAAAAUUGAUAGAGGCUAAUGAUUGAAAGCACAAUAUUGAAGGCAAGAUUCAAGGGGUUUACUUUCUAUGUGGUGCAGGAGCACCUAGGCCAUCUUGGAACUCCAUGAGAUCAAGUAGAGGAAUUUUGCUAUGAUGGAAUAUUGAUGUGGUCAUAAGGUCUUAGGAGGUCAUUUAGGUUUGAUAAAGUCUAUAUUGUAACAAUCUUGCAAAAUGUUGUCAAAUAAUGAAAUUGUAGCCCAUGGUGCCAAAUUAUGGUUUUGUAAUGGUUAUGCAAGGUUGAUGUUGAAAAAGGUUGUAAUAAGGUCCAAGAGGCAAUUUCAAACAUGUUUUAGGUGUUGAAAUGUGGCGACUGAUCAGCAAAGUACUAUACACUCAGCACGUUUUUGUUGGUGAAAACCGACAUUGUAAUAAAACCCUAACUUUGUUUGUUGCCCUAAAAAUGCAUGUUAUA
Molecule: messenger RNA, 4314 nt
Organism: Cryptomeria japonica (Japanese cedar)
Lineage: Eukaryota; Viridiplantae; Streptophyta; Pinopsida; Cupressales; Cupressaceae
Exons: 6
Coding region: 1688-2461 (257 amino acids)
Biological process (GO): defense response
Source: RefSeq, a predicted model, not a curated record